UCAGGCCUGCAAUAAGCAAGGAAUAAAAAGAAAUCACCCUAACAAAAAAAAAAAAACACCCAAAAACACCUUUUCUUCUUCUCCAAGGCAGGUCUCUAUAUUUUCCUGUUUGCCAUGGACAUGAAGAAGAUCUCCUGUGCUGUCCUCGUGGCUGCUGCCAGCAUGAGCGCAGUCUUGGCCAGCACUGAGGCUCCUGCACCUGGUCCCAGUUCAUCUGCAACCAUGCCUGUGGUUGGGUCCUUGGUGGGAGCCUCCCUUGUGUCUUUCUUGGCUUACUACUUGCAGUAAGCAAUACCUGGAAAGGAAUAAGUGUGCCUGAAGAAGAGAAGAAUAUCAUGAAGAAAGAUCAACAAUGAAUAUGAACAUUUGGUUAAAUGUUCAUUCUAAUCUUUCUUAUUUCUUUUCUUUGUUUCAUCUGAAUAUGUAACUGAAAUUUCAUUACUUAAUUACAUUCAUUGUAAUAAUAAUAUAAUCUAUUAUGUAAAUUGAUACAUGCUUCUUUCUUCCAUGCUUUUGAUUCUGUGACACACACACAUAGCAGUUUAUGUUAUAAAGAAUGGAAGACAUGAACUUAUUGUCAACAACGAGACAGGAUGGUAAUUCUGGGAAAAGAAAAGUAAAAGGUCUUACUCUUA
Molecule: messenger RNA, 635 nt
Organism: Rubroshorea leprosula
Lineage: Eukaryota; Viridiplantae; Streptophyta; Magnoliopsida; Malvales; Dipterocarpaceae
Source: the annotation of a GenBank genome assembly